CUUGUACAUGCGAAAAGUGACAGCAGGCACAAUCAGUCGGCACACCAGCUUUUCGUUGUACACAUAAUUAGCUGUGUUAGCUUUCAAACUAUAUACGCUUAAUAUUCACAUUUUAGUGGCGAAUUUUAAUCCAAGUAAAAUGGUGUUUUACUUCACAAGUACCGCGGUGAAUCCUCACUACAUCAUCUACAUGGGAAAAGACAAAUAUGAAAAUGAGGAUCUAAUAAAGUACGGAUGGCCUGAAGACAUCUGGUUUCAUGUUGACAAACUGUCUUCUGCUCACGUUUAUCUGAGACUGCCACAGGGUCAUGCAAUAGAAGAUAUUCCCCCUGAGGUGCUGAUAGACUGUGCACAGCUGGUGAAAAACAACAGCAUCCAAGGCUGUAAGAUGAACAACAUCAAUGUGGUUUACACAUCGUGGGCCAACCUGAAGAAAACCGGAGACAUGGACGUAGGACAGAUUGGUUUUUUUCGACAGAAAGAGGUGAAGAUCGUGGCGGUGGACAAGAAGGUCAAUGAGAUCGUAAACCGCCUGGAGAAAACAAAAGAAGAACGAUUUCCCGACCUGGCGGCAGAGAAAGAGUCGAGAGACCGGGAGGAGAGGAACGAGAAGAAAGCUCAGGUCCAAGAACAGAGGAAGAAAGAGAAGGACGACCAGAGGAUGAGAAAGGAGAUGGACGAGCUCAAGUGCUACACGUCAUUGAUGAAGGAUGAAAACAUGCAGACUAAUGAAGAUGGUAAUGAUUCAGACGACUUCAUGUGAGAGGUGAGCGCCAGGAAGCAAGCAGACAGAAUCCUUCACUACUCAAAGCUGCUGUCAGGAUGCUCUCCUGCUGCUUUAACUUGCUGUAACUCUGCACUGACAAAAAACAACAACUACAAAGACAAAUGGAUACUUUUUUUGCUUUUGGACGCUUGGAGCAGAAAGCGAGCCAAUGAGGGACAGCGGCGGGGAUUUAUCCCACAUGCUGAUUGGUUCAGAAACUGCUUCCAAACCAAACUAAGCUGGCUGGCCUCUUCAUUCAGGGAUGACACUGUCGAAGAAACGCAGGACAAGAAGGCUGAGGAUCAUUUGGGGGGAAAAAACACUGAAAUAGCAGAACCGUUUUCAGCGAUGUUGAUGUAUGAUAAAACUAUUGUUCGGGUGUUUUAAUAACCCUGAGAAAACCUUCUGUUCACUUUCUUUAUGUGUCACAUUUUAUUCAAUACAAUUCAAUGUAUUAAACUCGGUUAUAGAUUUUCAUAGACAAACCGUUAUAUUCUUUUGCAAAACACUCGCAGCCACUAUCAUCUACCUGCAGAACCUUUUAUUUUUAUCUUAUGUGCUAAAUGUUGUGCCAGCAUCUAAUGUUUAUUUUUAUAUAACACCUGUCACAUUUCCCAAAGUCCUAGCAGAUUCAUUCAAAUUUCUUCUUCAGUUCAACUGAAAUCCAAAUAAAUUACAGUCUACGAUGAUUAAA
Molecule: messenger RNA, 1460 nt
Organism: Cottoperca gobio
Lineage: Eukaryota; Metazoa; Chordata; Actinopteri; Perciformes; Bovichtidae
Product: coiled-coil domain-containing protein 25-like
Exons: 9
Coding region: 140-763 (207 amino acids)
Source: RefSeq, a predicted model, not a curated record